Xenia sp. Carnegie-2017 is the source of this 1402-nucleotide messenger RNA. RefSeq names its product 26S proteasome non-ATPase regulatory subunit 10-like. Gene Ontology annotation, molecular function: protein binding. The coding region runs from base 211 to 1335 and encodes 374 amino acids. Lineage: Eukaryota; Metazoa; Cnidaria; Anthozoa; Malacalcyonacea; Xeniidae. The record is from RefSeq and is a predicted model, not a curated record. Gene Ontology annotation, cellular component: cytoplasm; nucleus. The transcript has 5 exons.
CACAAAAGCCGUACAAUCUUUAAAGCAUUAUUGAAACAAUCACUAAGUUCAAAGGAAUUUUUUGAUGUGUGUUCUUCUUUAUGUGACGAAUGCUCUUCGGCCACGAGCCAACGUGUGGAUUGAGUUGAUGACAUUCAACAGGAUUGGAAUAUUUUGAAAAAGAUUCAUACGUUUUGCUUGGUAUCUUAUAUUUUCGUUUCUCAAGAAAAGAUGGAAAGAACGCGCGAGGAUAUUUUAAAGGACAUCGUCUUGGAUUGGCGUGCUCUCAAACCCAGAAGACAAAAGCGAAGGCGAUUCAAAGAAUAUCAAGAACAAUUACUAAAGGAGAUCCCCGGGGCGGCGGAUAGAACUAACGUUGCUAUGCAUGCUGUCAUUGACGUAUCAACGGCCGCAGGAGAGACAUUCACAAGUGGAAUGGGAGCGACCACCGAAAUUCGUAACCAGGCUCUUAUUCAUUACAUUGCGCGGCUUGCAAGCUCGAACAACGACGAAGAUGAAUUUGAUUUUUCAUUCAUCGAGUCGCUCUUGGACAACGGAGCAGACAUCAACACAUGUGAUAAAUAUGGACAAACGAUGUUUCAUGAAGUUGCACGCUCAUGGAAUGUCGAUGUCGCACGUUUCCUGCUCAACAAAGGUGCUAAUAUAAACGCUCAAGAUAAAUACGGUCGAGCCCCGCUUCAUGUUGCUGCUGCUGUGGACUACACGGACAUGAUAGAGUUCCUUCUUGAGCACAAAGCUGACUUAGACAUCACCACGUUUGAAGAAUUUCAGACCCCAAUCCAUUUUGCUGCUAAGAACGACGCUUGCCAAGCCAUUAAAUUGUUGAUUAAUUAUGGUGCAAAUGUCAACUGUAGGGAUUAUCAAGACAGAACGCCUAUCCAAGUGGCUGCUUCAAUGAGUCGAACAAAAGCCGCGCGGUUUCUUGUCGAGUUGGGAGUAUCUACUGGUGUUUACGACCGUAAUGGAGAAAUGGCAUUGUCCUUGCUUAUCUUAAAAAUGCCAGAGGUAGCAACGCUUGCUUUUGAUCAAUUUCGUUCCCAGGACAUGAUCAACAGAAAGGAGUAUAACUUCCUUAACUACAUCGAGGGUCCACGUCUUCUCGAGAAAGAUCCACGCGCGAACAAGGCACGUUCGCCUUUGGAAGUAGCAAUUCAGUACGAACAAUACAGUAUUGUUAUGCAUCCCGUAAUGAAAAGACUCAUAAACGUGAAAUGGGAAUUUUUUGGUAAAAAUGGUGCGAGGAAAGAUCUUGUUAUAAACUUCCUUUUUGCUUUCAUGUGGACUAUAUUGGAAUAUCAAUGCCGAUGGAAGCAUCCCAGCUGUACUGGCCUCUAAAGUAAGUUCAGUAAGUUCAUGUAGAAAGAAUUUGUUCUUUUGUUCGUAUAUUGUAUUUUAUGCGAUA